Triticum turgidum subsp. durum (durum wheat) is the source of this 381-nucleotide messenger RNA. The record is from the annotation of a GenBank genome assembly. NCBI's taxonomy places the organism in Eukaryota, Viridiplantae, Streptophyta, Magnoliopsida, Poales, Poaceae.
AUGGCAGGCAAGGCAUCCAUCGCGCUGUUCCUCGCCGUGAACCUGGUCGUCUUCUCCGUGGCCAGCGCGUGCGGUGGAAACUGCCCGACCCCAUCGACGCCCACACCGACCCCGGCCGCGUUCGGUAGGUGCCCACGCGACGCGGUGAAGAUAGGCCUGUGCGUCAACGCGCUGAACCUGGUCAAGGCCGAGCUGGGCGCGCCGCCUACGCUGCCCUGCUGCCCGCUGGUGAAGGGGCUCGUCGACCUGGAGGCGGCCCUGUGCCUCUGCACGGUGCUUAAGGCCAACGUCCUCAACAUCGUCAAGCUCAACCUCCCCAUCGACCUCAGCGUCAUCCUCAACGACUGCGGCAAGAAAGUGCCCACCGGAUUCCAGUGCUAA